ACGAAUAAAGGUCCGAGUGAGUGUUGAAAUGCAAUCAACAACAAAUCCCAUUCAUAGAAAGGAUUUAGUUGUUCGGCUAACUGAGGAUUCAGAUCCCUUUUUCCUUUAUAAUCUUGUUAUUUCCGAGGAAGAUUUUCAGAGUUUAAAACUUCAGCAAAGUCUUCUGGUAGAUUUUUCUGCUUUUCCUCAGAGAUUUAUAGAUCUUCUUCAGCACUGCAUCCAAGAACAAGAUAAAGAAAUCCCAAGGUUUUUGCUACAGCUGAUUUCUUCAGGAUCUAGUUUAGAUCACACACCUUCAUUUCUAAAUGUGGUUGAGACAAAUCCAUUUAAACAUCUUACCCAUUUAUCACUAAAAUUCUUACCAGGAAAUGAUGCUGAAAUCAAGAAAUUUUUGGCAUCCUGCCUCAAAUCUACUAAGGAAGAAAAGUUAAUACUGGAACAAAAACUUAGCAGAACAGAGGAGGACCUUACAAGACAGCUGCAUUAUACACAGCAGGCUUUGUCAGAAAAGAGCAGAGAACUAGAUAAUUUAAGAAGCGAAUGGACCUCCAAGAUAGCAUCAUUGAAUAGUAAACAUACUCAGGAAUUGUCAAACGAGAAGGAAAAAACUCUGCAGGCACAAGCACAUUAUCAGCAACAGAAUGAGCAACAGAAAAGAGACUUGGAAAACUCGCAUCAGAAAACUGCCCAGCAACUACAGAACAGGCUGAAGGAACUGGAACUUGCUAACAAAGACUUAAUGGAAAGGAGAUACAAAGGCGAUUCAACAGUCAGGGAACUUAAAGCAAAAUUAUCGAGUGCAGAAGAUGAAUGCCAGAGAAUGAAGCAAGAAGUUCUAUCCUUACGUCGGGAGAAUACUACCUUAGAUGCUGAAUGCCAUGAAAAGGAGAAGCAAGUUAACCAACUGCAAAUGCGAGUUGCUGUUUUGGAACAAGAGAUGAAAGAUAAGGACCAGCUUAUUGCCAGGACAAAAGAAGUAUUAGAAGCCACACAAGAGCAAAAGGCAAACCUGGAAGAAAAUGCAGAAAAGAAACAACUUCAGAUAGGAAAACUGGAAACCUCACUGAAAGCUCUGUCAACUGAGUUCCUUAAGGCCAAUGAGAUAAUAAAUAAACUGCAAGGAGAUGUAAAAACGUUAAUGAAUAAGCUGAAAUUAAAAAACACAGUAACAGUUCAGCAAGAAAAGCUGUUGGCUGAAAAGGAAGAAAAACUACAGAAAGAACAAAAGGAAUUACGGGAAGUAGAAAGUUCUCUUCGAGAGAAAGAACAGGAGAUAUGCAAAUUGCAGGAACAAUUAGAAGCUACAGUACAAAAGCUGGAAGAAAGCAAACAUCUUCUCAAAACAAAUGAAAAUGUGAUCACAUGGCUGAAUAAACAAUUAAAUGAAAUUCAGCUGACAAGGAAGCAAGAAAUGCUAGGAACAUCUCCUUCUAGCAACACUGUUUCAAGAACUGGCAGCUCUCCUCAUAGUAUGGUUGAUAAUAGGAUUACGUCUUUAAACUCAGAACUGAACUAUCCCAUCUCCCCCUUGCUUGCUUUCCAAAGCUUCCCAGAAGCAGCUGCUGCCAAAAAUACCAACCAACAAAUAUCAGGAACAAAGCAGGUUCACUUCAAUGUGCAGCUCUCAGAAACGAACAGAUGUUUAGAUGCCCAGCCAGGGAUUCCUGGGCUGAUAGGUCAUUCAGCAAAUAAAGAAAAUGGUGAAAACUUGGGAUUGGAAACAAAGUAUUUAAAGAAAAGGGAAGAUAGCAUACCUUUAAGAGGACUCAAUCAAAACACAACUCAAAACACAGGAUAUAUGAAGUCCUCUGCACCAAAAAAAGCACAGAUUCCAUGCAAGCCUGCAGCACCUUCUAAAACGUCUGCCUACUUUCCUGGAUAGCAUGUUGUAACUAAAGGUUUACAAUAGUUUAGAUUUUUUUUAAACAAUUAUCAGUUACAUGCAUUUGUUUCCCUUUUGAAGUAUCAACAUUACAUUUUUACUAAAUAGAUUUCUGGGUACUAAAGUGAACUAGAUCUAGGAUGCUUAAACUUAUGUUUUUUCUACAAAAUGAAAUUAUCUAAUGGACAGAUGUCUAGAUUCUAUUUGGUUGUUCUCUAAUAGUUCAUUUGCAUUUUUGCAUAUACGAGGUAUUUGAUUUCAGUUUCAGGUAUCAAAAAUGCACUACCUGAUAAGAAUGACUUAUUGUUGUUUCUAUGCCAGAGGUUAUGGAAUGUGGGGCUCAAAAGUGAAGAAAUUUUGGAAGGCUUAAGGAGGAAUUUACCUGACACAAAUAGAAUUGUCUGCAGAAUUUUGGAGCUUAAUUUUUCAGAUUAUUCUGCAGGGAGUUUUGUUGAAAUUCAAUGCAAUGCAAAUAGAUCUGCCUUAUUGUUCUAACUAUAUAAUACUGCAAUCCCAGGGAGGGUUGUGGCAGAUGGGAUAAGGUGUGAGACUCCUGAAUCUAUAUUUGGCAGCUUGGAUAAGCAUAAGCUUUCAUUCUUUCAGCAGUUUUUGAUGAUUAUGUAAAAGAGUGUACAGAUUUGUUAAAAUUGUGUCUAAGUGGAAUUUCCUCCAAUUAUUUAUAGAUUUAAAGAUUAUGUAAUGAUGCUUCUACAUGGCCAAACUACACAUUUCCAGCUUGAAUAGCAAACUGCCAUUCAACUAUUGAGGUGUCUUGGCCAUAAAUAAAAAUUAUUAUAUGACCAUGUCUGAAGUAAUGAAACAAUUUUAAACAAAUAUUUUCUAGUUUCUAACCAUGCUGGUAGAAAAAUAUCAACUGGCCUAGGCAAGUUCUUUUUAUUACCUUCGGAACACAUUUGAACCCAGCUUUGCAAAUUGAUUUUUUGUAAUUUUUAUGGAACUACCAGUAUGAAUAACAUGAUUUAGGAAUGCAGUACCAGUGCCCACAAAUAAACAAUUGUUUUUGGGUUUACAGAAUUUUAGAAUUCCUGUGUUGUUACUUUGUUAACAAUAUUGGCACAUUUUGUCCAGGGUUUAGAAAACAGUACUUAAAACCAUUGUUGGUAUAUUUUAGGCAAUUUUUCCCUCCAGUGUAACAUAAUUUUGUUAUCGAGUAUAGUUUGCUAUCAGAACAUAACAGAUGCCUUAUUUUAAUUUUAUUUUGCAACAUAUAUUUAAAUUGAAAUGUUAUGUCUACAACUCUUGCAUCAUACUCACAUUAAGCUGUAAUCAGAUAUCAAAGAUUAACAGGAUGUUAUUUUUGUUGCUAUUCAGUAGAAACAUGAAAACCACUUUGCUUUAAGAGUUACUUGAGAACUGCUUUGAAUGUGAAAUGUUUUGUACUUAUUCUAUUCAAAUGUUUUCAACUCUAGAUGGUCUGCUCACAUAGUUGUAAAAUAUUUUCAUUUGCCCGGAAAUUAUGUUUCAAUGUUACAUAACAUCAGUCUAUAGAAUGUGGGGAAAAUUUCUGUACAGUGUCUUAUAUAUAUAUCUGCUGUCCAGUUUUAUUUACUGUAAAGAGUAAUGAGGUUCUCAUGUUCUUGCUGUUUUUGACGAUACGGGUCCCUGUGGAAAAAGAUGUAGAAAUAUACUAGUGCUGCAUGGAAAGAUAAAAAUCACAUCUCUUUCUAGCUGGAGGAGCAAUUUCAUUUUGCAAUGGGACAAUGGGGCCUCUAACUGAAUCAAAUCAACAAAAAUUGGCAUAGUCCAGCCAGUUUUAAGUUUUAUGAAAUGCAGAGAAAGUUUUAGCAUGCUUUAAGAACCUCAUAAUUGUAGCUGGAAAAUAUCUAAAGAUAGUCCCAUAUAAUCUCCUUUAAUGGGAUUUUAUUACAUUCAUACUUUUUUCCAAACAGAACUGCUCUGAGUAUCUUGUAAUUUUUGUCAAAUAUACAUUUAGAUAAAUCUAACAUGUAAACUUGGUUAAAGUGUGAAUUGAAAUCCCUUCCAUUGCUUGGGUUUAAAAGAUUCAAGGUAUUUUAAGGAUUGUGGUUUGGAUUUAGCUAGUGGCUUUUGGUACAUACAUAUAUUUGUAAUUCUGUAUAUUGAGUGAAAAAUAACAAAUCAUUUAAAUGUGUUAUUGCACAAUUAUUCUCUGCAGUGUAAAAUGUGUAUAUUUGUCUAUAAUCAGUGUAGUGUUUAUAUAUAUAUAUAUAUUGUUCAUUUUAAUAAAACUUACACAAAGG
This is a messenger RNA of Thamnophis sirtalis, 4122 nucleotides long. Lineage: Eukaryota; Metazoa; Chordata; Lepidosauria; Squamata; Natricidae. The record is from RefSeq and is a predicted model, not a curated record.